AUGAACAAUAACUUCUGCCGGGGCCUUGUGGACCGGAGGUCCAUGGCGCCCCCCAGCUGCAUGCAGCUGGGUAUCAUGCCCCCUCCCCGGCAAGCGCCCCUACCCCAAACCGAGUCCCUGGGCAACGUGCCCUUCCUGUUGUACUCGGGCCAUGCUGAGACACCGUACUACGACACCUACGCGGGGAUGUUCCCCUACGUGCCCUUCCCUGGAGCCUUCGGGGUCUACGACUACCCCUUCGAACCUGCCUUCAUCCAGAAGCGCAAUGAGCGCGAGCGGCAGCGUGUCAAGUGCGUUAACGAGGGCUAUGCGCGCCUCCGUGGCCACCUCCCUGGAGCGCUGGCGGAGAAGCGACUCAGCAAGGUGGAGACACUGCGCGCUGCCAUCCGCUACAUCAAGUACCUGCAGGAGCUGCUGAGUGCGCCCCCGGAUGCUGCCGGGCCCGCCUGCGGACCGCCCCCCGGGUCCCUGCCGGACUGCUCCAGCGACAACGAGACCCGAGUACCCCCCUCUUUGGUGCGCGAGUCAUCCGAGUCCUCCUGCUUCUCCUCCUCGCCUUUCUUCGAGUCGGAGGAAUCCAGCCACUGA
Molecule: messenger RNA, 588 nt
Organism: Chrysochloris asiatica (Cape golden mole)
Lineage: Eukaryota; Metazoa; Chordata; Mammalia; Afrosoricida; Chrysochloridae
Gene: ASCL5
Product: achaete-scute family bHLH transcription factor 5
Exons: 1
Coding region: 1-588 (195 amino acids)
Biological process (GO): developmental process; regulation of transcription by RNA polymerase II
Molecular function (GO): DNA-binding transcription factor activity, RNA polymerase II-specific; protein dimerization activity; RNA polymerase II transcription regulatory region sequence-specific DNA binding
Source: RefSeq, a predicted model, not a curated record